CCAGACUUGGGUAUUUUCGCAUGCCAAAGGAGCAAAGAGUUCAUGCCGCAGCCGCGAAGGCCUUUGUGACCCUCCACACUGGGGUUCCCAUCUCUGCCAAGCCGCCUGCGCUUCUCUACCCUCCCCGCAACGCUGCCCGGCUAGUUCUGGUUGACUCGUAAAAACUACAACUGCCAGAGGACUUCGCGCAGACAUCGGGCUUCUACGAGUCAGGUGACUCGAGUCAGGUGACAGCUGGCCCGCCCUCGCAUAAAGUCAUCCUAGCCCGGGGAAAUCAGGUACACUCGGUAUAAGUGUGUGGCGCGAGAUUGCCAAGUCUUGUGAAGUCGGUCCCCGGAUCCUGGGAAGAUCUCAGUUCUGAGAAAUCAGGGAACAUGAUAAAGAAUUGGCGGCUUAUUUUUAUCCUUUUGCCUCUGAAGCUCAUAGAGAACUGUGAGUCGUCGACAGUCAGCCUCACCGUUCCUCCUGUUGUAAAGCUGGAAAAUGGCAGUUCAGCCACCGUCAACAUCACCCUCGGGCAGCCAUUAAAUGCAACAUUGGUGAUCACUUUUGAAAUCACAUUUCAGUCAAAAAAUACUACUAUCCUUAAGCUCCCUGAUGAAGUUGUAGUACCUCCUGGAGUGACACAGUCCUCUUUUCAAGUAACAUCUCAAAAUGUUGGACAAGUGACCAUUUACCUGCACAGAAAUCAUUCCAACCAGACCAGCUCAAGGAUACUCUUCUUUGUCAUCAGAAGCAACAGUAUUAGCAUCAUAAACCAAGUGAUUGGCUGGAUCUAUUUCCUGGCCUGGUCCAUCUCUUUCUACCCUCAGGUGAUCAAGAACUGGAGACGGAAAAGUGUUGUUGGUCUGAGCUUCGAUUUCUUGGCCCUGAACCUGAUGGGCUUCGUGGCCUACAGUGUGUUCAACAUUGGCCUCCUGUGGGUGCCCUACGUCCAGGAGCAGUUUCUCCUUAAAUACCCCAACGGUGUGAACCCUGUGGAGAAUAAUGACGUCUUCUUCAGCCUGCACGCAGUCGCCCUCACCCUGAUCGUUAUCAUACAGUGCUGCCUGUAUGAGCGAGGCAGCCAGCGUGUGUCAUGGCCCGCCAUUGGCUUCCUGGUACUUGCAUGGCUCUUCGCCAUCAUCACCAUGAUUGUGGCUGCAGUCGGGGUGACCACAUGGCUGCAGUUUCUCUUCUGCUUCUCCUACAUCAAGCUCGCUGUCACGCUGAUCAAGUAUUUCCCACAGGCCUACAUGAAUUUUUACUACAAAAGCACCGAGGGCUGGAGUAUUGGUGGCGUGUUCCUGGACUUUACAGGGGGUAGCUUCAGCCUCCUCCAGAUGUUCCUCCAGUCCUACAAUAACGACCAGUGGACACUGAUCUUCGGAGACCCAACCAAGUUUGGUCUUGGCAUCUUCAGCAUCUUCUUUGAUGUUGUCUUCUUCGUCCAGCACUUCUGUUUGUACAGAAAGAAACCGGGGCUUCAGGCAGCAUACACAGGUCCUGACAGCCAUCCCAGGCAGAAUCUGGUGCUGAGCCUGCAACCGGGGGCCUUGCCUCAAACCACCAGUGUUUCUGGGAGCAACUUGAAAGGCUGACCUUGCAGCCGAGACAGGACCGUUGUGCCUGGCUGCCACCGGUGUUCACAGGGAACAAGCAGCCAGGUGCUGUCCCAAUGGACUCAAAGGUGCCAGUGGUGGAGGGCUGAGGACUCUGGGGUUAAGCCUUUCGUCCAUUCUCUGAAAGCCACAUCCCAGACACCUGCUCAUUCUGCAGACUGUGGUAAUGAGUGUCCCAAGCCAGGAGCCUGGGAAGCAGUAUUCGGAGCCCCUGUCAGAUGGCUAUGGCCAGUGUCAUGUCCUGUGCCUUCUGGAUCUUUACCACAGUCAGAUGUCACACAAACUCCUUCUGGAGUUUUUCAAGGGAUGUCUUAGAAGUGGCUCCCUCUUUUUUGCCUACUCUUCUACCUCCACAUUCUGAGUUAGACGGGGCCCCAUCCGAGUACCCCUGAUACCCCAGAACUAAAGCAGGACACACCCUCUCUACCAAUUUGUGCCUUAGAGACCUGUUAGUCCUGCCAAAUGGUGACAGUAGCUCCACUGGGAGGAAGGGCAGGCCCCUUCCCUCUCUUUGUCCAGACCCCUACAGGAGACUUAAUUUUUUGGUUAUGGAGGAGCCUCAGAGAACUUGAGACCCCCUCACCCAGUGCUUAUGGACCCAACCCUACUCUCAAAGUGCUGCUCUCCACCCUGAGCUGCUGUCCUACAACAGGAGAUGGACCCAGGAUGUGCCCUGUAUAUGCCUUGAGCUUAUCAAUGCAGUCUGUUACUCAAGACUAAUGUGAGGGCCCUGGACCCUUUUGUAAAACUUGGCUUUUCUUUUCUGCACACUCUGAGCAUUUGCUGGAUGCAGAAAGCAGGUAUGCUGGCCUUCAGAGCCAAGUCUGUGGGGCUCAGUCAGCUUUGCUCACCUCCUGUAAAGGCAAAUACGGGGCUGUGGAAUGCUGUAUGCUGACUUUGCAGUGGGGAAGCCCUGUUGGAUAGUACGAGACCCCUGCCCACGCAGGGCCAGGUAGGUCUGUGACAGGUAUGUCUGCCAGUGCCAAGGCACAACAGCUGCUCAAACUGUAGCUAUAAACAGCUGGAGCAUUGAAAGGCACAAUAGCACUGGAAGCCAGAGCAGUGAAGGUCUUUCUUCCUCUAUCAUGUUGUAACAGUCAUCAAGGAAUUGAAGGCAGUCUUUCUCUAGAGCAGAGAUGGCAGCCAUAAGCCCAUAAAACUUAUUUGAUUGCAGUCACCAAGUCAUUUUUAUAAAGUGUGUUAUUGGGCACUAUAGUUUAAAAAUGGGAGAUUUCAAAUUCUGAGCUUUUCUUUACAAACCUGAUUUGGCAGCGCUAGCCAGGCCUAUAGGUGGCAUCUUCCCAGAACUGACAGAAGCCCAGGUGCUUUCAGGCUCACCAUCUGGCCAGCUCUUAGCCCCUGAAAACAUCUGGAGCUGUGUUCCUGACUAUGGCUCAGGGCACUCUUAAACCUCUUAAGCAGAGGGUGCUUUUCUAAAACAUGAACUCGAGUACUCAGAGGACCUUCUCAUGUAGCAGCGGAAGCUAGGUUAUGUGAGAAGUUGAGGACACCUUAGGUGCUUCACUCCAGACAAUGCACUCCAGGACUCCCUGCCCCAACUGCAGUGAAGAUGCUCCCAGGUAGACAGAUAGGGCCCUUGCCAAGGACACUUUCCCCUGAGGCUGCUGCUUCCGUGCAGUGAUGAGGUAGAACCCAGAGCUUCACUGGGUGAGCACUGCCCCUGAGUGAUACCCUGGGCCACACAGCAGCACAGGACAGGCCAGCUGUCCUUAAAGCCAAAGCAUCUGUCCAAGUCCACCUCCAAAUAACCCUCCCCAUGCUUCAAAAGAUUUCUGUGAAUACCAGCAUUGUUUAUUGAGCACAAGAUGUCAGGCAUGGGGCAUCAUCACGCUGCCCAUUUCCACAAUAAAGUAAGGCUUAUUGAUGUGCUAAGUA
Cavia porcellus (domestic guinea pig) is the source of this 3497-nucleotide messenger RNA. RefSeq names its product cystinosin, lysosomal cystine transporter (gene Ctns). Gene Ontology annotation, cellular component: lysosomal membrane. Lineage: Eukaryota; Metazoa; Chordata; Mammalia; Rodentia; Caviidae. Bases 375 to 1580 code for a protein of 401 amino acids. Gene Ontology annotation, molecular function: L-cystine transmembrane transporter activity. Gene Ontology annotation, biological process: L-cystine transport. The transcript has 12 exons. The record is from RefSeq and is a predicted model, not a curated record.